CCUCAUGGGGGCGCGGAAGCAAGCAAGGGGUGAAUUUCGAGUGGGUAAACCUGGUGAUGAUGAUGAUGAUGAUGAUGAUGAUGAUGAUGAUGAUGAUGAUGAUGAUGAUGAUGAUGAUGAUGAUGAUGAUGAUGAUGAUGAUGAUGAUGAUGAUGAUGAUGAUGAUGAUGAUGAUGAUGAUGAUGAUGAUGAUGAUGAUGAUGAUGAUGAUGUGCGAGGAAUGCGUCGAAGGGUGGCAGGUGAGUUGUAAUAGGAGCUCAGGGAGGGACCC
Molecule: messenger RNA, 271 nt
Organism: Closterium sp. NIES-67
Lineage: Eukaryota; Viridiplantae; Streptophyta; Zygnematophyceae; Desmidiales; Closteriaceae
Source: the annotation of a GenBank genome assembly